UGACAUGUAUUUAAAAAUAUAUAAAUAAACAUUUCAUAACGUAUUUAAACACUACUCAUUAAAUUCAGUCUGCUGUCCCAAUGAGAUGCCUUUAUUAAGAAAAAUAAUCAACACCAACAACGCCCCUAGGCCUAUAGCCCCUUAUAACCAAGGAGUUGUAUUAGAGUCAACGCUGUAUGUUUCUGGAUGUUUAGGUUUGGAUAAGGACACCAUGAAGUUGGUAGAAGGGGACGUUUCAACUGAAACCAGACAAGCUUUGAGGAAUCUUGGACAUAUUUUGACUGCAGCAGAAACGUCUUAUGAUAAAGUAAUCAAAACAACAAUAUUUAUGAGCGAUAUAAAUGAUUUUGCCGCUAUAAAUCAGGUUUAUAAUGAGUUUUUCACCAAAGAUUUUCCUGCUAGGUCUGCCGUUCAGGUGGCAAAACUACCACUAAAUGCUAGAGUGGAAAUUGAAGUGGUAGCAGCCGUAGGUACUUUAAAAACCGUUUGUUGUAAACAUUAAUUUUAUAUUUUAAUAUAUACUAGUAUUUUU
Messenger RNA from Anthonomus grandis grandis, 532 nucleotides. RefSeq names its product rutC family protein UK114 (gene UK114). Bases 86 to 502 code for a protein of 138 amino acids. The transcript has a single exon. NCBI's taxonomy places the organism in Eukaryota, Metazoa, Arthropoda, Insecta, Coleoptera, Curculionidae. Gene Ontology annotation, cellular component: cytosol. Gene Ontology annotation, molecular function: deaminase activity. The record is from RefSeq and is a predicted model, not a curated record.